Brassica napus (rape) is the source of this 4249-nucleotide messenger RNA. Its product is annotated as mitogen-activated protein kinase kinase kinase 20-like. The transcript has a single exon. NCBI's taxonomy places the organism in Eukaryota, Viridiplantae, Streptophyta, Magnoliopsida, Brassicales, Brassicaceae. Gene Ontology annotation, biological process: protein phosphorylation. The record is from RefSeq and is a predicted model, not a curated record. Gene Ontology annotation, molecular function: protein kinase activity; ATP binding. The coding region runs from base 1790 to 2692 and encodes 300 amino acids.
UAAAAAAAAUAAUAAUGAGAAAUUGGUUGAAAUACCAUAAAUUGGCUACCAUCUUUAAAAAAAAAUCUUCAAUCAAAAAUAUCAUAACAUUUAGGUUUAGUAUUUAGUGAUUUGACUAAAGUUUUGUAUAUAAAGGGGGUUUAGGUUUAUAAACUCACCAGAUCGCAAGGCUCCAAGACCCCCGGAGUUCGGCCCUUCUAGAAUGCAUUGAAAAUUUUGUCGGCCGCACCUUCACCUUCCAGUUGAAGCUUUCCAGAUUCAACUUCUCAUCUAAACAGCAGAGUUCAUUUAUGAUUCUCACUAGCGCCCAGCCCAACCAAAUUUUGAGAACCAAGUCAUUACAUUAACUUCUUUAUGCUCUGUCGGGAAACUACGAAAGUUUUUGAUCAUUGUUUAAUAUUGUUAAUGCACUAAGGUGGCAAUGACAACCCGGUGAUUACAUGCCUGGUGGUGGAGCUGUGAAAAGAAGUUAUCCAUGUGAGAACAUGACGGACUCGGACAUUAGAGGAAGCACUGCUGAUGGGAAUGGUGAUGGGCAAACAGCUGCUCCAAGUGAUCUAAAUUAGUCACAUGUAACUGACAAGAAUACAGGAGAGGAUGCAGCAGUUCUGGAGGAAGAGCGCUCCACAUAGAAACAAUGAGAUUAUUAACAAGUUUGAAGACUCAUCGACAACGAAAACGCGCCCACAUGAACAUUGCAUUGAACACUUUCUUUAAAAAAAAUUCACUUUCUAUGAACUAAGAGAUUUUUCUUAAACCAUGUCACUGCUUUUAAUAAGUUUGUCCAGCUAAUCUAUUACUACACUGUUUAUCAAUGUCUAGAAAUAUUUUUUUAUUAUAAAGAAUCAGCUACAUCAUAUAAAGCAACAGCUUAAAUAAAAAUGUAUAAGUUGAUAAAAAAAAUUUUGUAUAAAAUAAAAGGUAAAACAAACAUAUAAAAGGAAAAACAAUAUAUGCUAACACAAUCUACCACAAUAAUUAUUUUUUAAAAUAUUAUUUUUAUUAUCAUAGUCAAAUUAGAAAAACAUUUUUAAAAAUUUAAAAAACUAAUUUUAAUGAAAAAUAUUAAUUGUCGAACAAGUAUAUAAUCUCUAAAUUAAAAUAAAUUAAAAUUUCAAAAUUUUGUUAAACUUUAAAUAAUAUUUAUAUUAUUUGCUCAUUUGCUCACCCGCCCAUUUGCUUAUUUAAAAUAUUAACUUUACUUUAUAUUUAAAUUUCAACUAAAUUAACUUUUUUACAACUAUCGGCUUUUAUUCUACUUUUAUUGAAUCCAUUAGUGACUACCACUUAUGCUAUUCCACUUUGAACUAAGCAACUUCAAAAUAAAUUAAUACUCUAUAGUCGUUAACCAAUGGAUCGAAAAAAUAUCACUCUUUUGCAAUAUUUUCAUUUUCAUAUUUUUGAACAUUUAUUAAGACCAUAAAAUAAAUUGUAAAUUAAAGUAAAAAUAAAAUAAACAAAUCCGGCGCGCAGCGCCGGAAUACUACUAGUAAGAUAUAUAAGAAUGCAAAUAUGAAAAUCAAUUUAGAUUUUGAGGAAUAACCAAAAAAAAAGGAAUAAGAAACUGAAAAGGAAAUUAAACAUGAUAAUUUAGUUUAAAAAACUAAACACGAUAAACAACAAAAACAAAAGGAAAGAGUGAAAACCCAAAGCGAAUAGUGAACAACGUACUCAAGUAGCUUCAUAUAUAUAAGAACGCUAGAGACUCCUCUAGCUAUCAUUGAUUCGAUUACUUGUUUCUCAGACCAAAAACAAAACACAAUAGAGUCAAGAACCCUAGUUACAGAGAAUGACUAAGAUGGUGAUGAUUAGAGAAGACAACAACAACAUCAGCAAAGCUCCGAAUGUUGUUGGCCAAUCUUCUUCAGUACUAGAGUUUGUCUGUGUACUUGGCCGAGGUAGUUUUGGUUCGGUCACUCUCAUAAGAGACUCCAAACACCGGUUACACGCUGAGAAAUCAUCUCCGAUAGCUUACAUGGAGAGUCUCAAGAAAGAGCAUAGGAUCAUGCUUCGUUUCCGUAACCAUCCACGCAUCGUCCAAACCACAAACCCUAAUCUUCACAUAGGUAUCAACCUCGACCAUUGUUACAUGUACAUGGAGUUUGCCUCCAAAGGUACUCUCCACAACUUCAUCACCCACUUCUCUGGCCAACCAAUGCCUGAGGUUAUGAUCGGACGCGCUGCUCUCAUGAUCCUUCAAGGACUCGAGGCUCUUCACUCUCACGGCUACGUUCACUGCGACCUCAAGCCGGCUAACGUUCUCCUCUUUCCUUCCAAGAUUGUCGGAGAGCCGUGGGAUCUCAAGCUUGCUGACUUCGGUCUAUCUAAGGAGCCUUCUUGUACGAAUCCAAGGUCCUCCUUGUCUGGCGGUACAAAGGAGUACAUGCCCCCUGAGUCUUUGGGACCCAACCGAGUGAAGAUGAUUGGACCGGCUGUUGACAUGUGGGCUCUAGGGUGUGUUGUGCUUCAGAUGUAUGGAGGCCGUCCAGUGAAGAUGGGAGAAUGUUGUUACAAGUGGAGGCUUCCGAGACUAGUAUCUCCGCUGGCCAACGACUUCUUGAGGCGGUGCAUGGCGUUGCAGCCCUCACGCAGAGCCACCGCAGCGGAUCUGUUGAAACAUCCUUUUGUUUGCACCAAGGCUACAUCAUAUGCUUCAGUACUGUCCUCCUCCUCCUGUCAUAAGACACAAUAAUGUUUAUGAGAGAAUAUUGUGGUAAAAGACAAGGAGGAGACCGAUGAUGAUGGAUCCAAGAUCUAGCUAGAGAUUCGAUCUGCUGAGUUCUCAACCGUUAGGUCUCGGUUGUUAAAUAAAGUUGUCUUUAAUUUUAUUCAGUUGAGUUUGAGUCUUGAUUUGAUUGUUGUUGCACAGUUAAGAACAGUAUAAUUCAUGUUUUGGUACUUGACUUAAUAUUCUUAUAAUGUAUCUUUGUCUUUGCCUGAUGAUUGCUAUUGAAAUGUUUAAAAGAAUCUAAUAUAUACUAGUAUUAUUACACAGUUUAAAUUAGUCAAACAGAAAAACAUUCACACAUUCAUUUGGAGGCGUUAAUCCAGUGGAAAGGUUUACCUGGUUAUGAGCAAUCAUGGCUCUAUGUGUGUUUUUUUCAAUAAAUCCUAUCGGCUGAUCCAUGUGAGAGACCAGAUUUUACCUGAAGGGGGAGGGGGGAUGGGGGUAUUGAUAGACCCUUGAGAGUAUACAUCAGGAAGAGAGGCAGAGGAGUUGAGAAAAAAAGGCUUAAUAUGAGAUGACGUGGCAGAGGAAUUGGAGGGAAGUGAAGAUAAUUGAUGGUGAGUGGAGAGAAGUAUAAAUAAUGAGAGUCUGUUGUAGAUAAUUUCUCAUGAAAGUUUGUUAGAGAAGAUUGAAGUCGUGAGAGGGUUUGUCUCUGCGAUUCAGUUUACUCAAGGAGAAAGGUCCUUGGGAUUGUAAUUCACUUUUGAUAUUCAAUAAUACAUUGCUUAUUGCUUAUAACAAGUUAACAACCAUACAAAAAUUCGUUUCUUUUUUAACUUUUCUGGACUAACCCCAUUCAGUGAAUGUCCAUCACUUCCACCAUACAGAAGAAGAAAAAUGAUAUCUAAAGAAUAUUAUAUGAAACAUAUUUUUUUAGUAUUUUCCGAUAUUAAAACUGUAGGACCAUGAUUUAUGUUGAAUAAUUGCAGCAUAUAUUAAUACCAAACAAAACUUAUAAAAGAAAACAAUAAACGAUGCCAUAUUACACGAACCCGUUGUAUGUAUAGAAGCCGAUAGUGAAGCCCAACUUAUGAUCCAUUUAAGAAGCUUUUGUAACUACGUAACUAGGGUUUUAUAAACCACAAUAUAUGUCGUUAAAAUACUUGCUAGUAGGUCUGAGCAUAAAAUCCAUAAUUCGAAAUCCGAACUGAACCCGAACCGAAAAAUCUGAUCCGUACCUGGUCUGAAAUGUAAAAAAUACCCGAAUGGAUCUUGUAAGGUGGUACAAAACAUAUCCGAACCCGAAGUGUUAUUAAUCGAACCCGAACGGGUAACCCGAAAAAAAGAAAAAUAAAAAAAUCCGAAAAGAUAUCCGAAGAAACCGGUCCGAAUGUCCAAACUACUCCCUCCGUUUCAAUAUAGAUGAUGUUUUAGAAGGAUUAUUUUGUUUCAAUUUACAUGAAGUUUUGAGAUUUUAAGGUUAACUUUAACUUUAUUGGAAACUGUUCAACCAAUUAGAUUUUACCGUCUUUUUUAUAAUUGGUUAACUGAUUUUAAAAUUAUAUCUUUAAAUUUUUUUUU